Hemicordylus capensis (graceful crag lizard) is the source of this 2478-nucleotide messenger RNA. Its product is annotated as zinc finger protein 773-like. The coding region runs from base 241 to 2004 and encodes 587 amino acids. The record is from RefSeq and is a predicted model, not a curated record. The transcript has 5 exons. NCBI's taxonomy places the organism in Eukaryota, Metazoa, Chordata, Lepidosauria, Squamata, Cordylidae.
AACAGCUGGCUCCUUAUCACCUGUGCAAGGUGUGGAGGAUGGAGUCAUUUAGUCCCUGGCUGCUCUUUGGCAUGUUCUUUUCUCCUGCUCUGAAGUAGCUGCUGCUUCUUUCCUGGGUCUGGGUCAUUCCACUUUUCUUAGUUCUGUAGAGUUUGGGCAGAAGUUCAGCAACCUCAUCUGGACUACUUUCAUUUACCUUGGUGCUCUCUAGAGUGUAAUGCUGUUUUUGUGAGGUGCCCUAUGGAGCAAGAAAACCCCAAUGGCCCCCCAUCAAGCAAGGGUUCAGAAGGAACAGGAAACGGCCCUCAUGCCCUCCCGGCAGGGAGUACGGGAAAUUCCCCGCUAUGGCGACCAUGGGAACAGGUUAGCAAAGAACAGACUGGGGAACAAUCUCGCACACGGGAAGCCCAACAGACAGAGUUCCCCAAGAGAGUGAUGCCUCCAUGGGUGCUGGCAGAGGCUGCGUGGGGUGAUGACACUCCAGCACUGUCGCCCUCCUUCCGUCAAGAUGCCGAAGCAUGCCAGAGGUCUAGGAAAGUGUCUGCUGAGAGGCACACAAGGGAGCUGGAGAAGCAGACCCUUCUGCCAGAGGACACCCACCUCUUGAUCAGGGAGCCUGGCCCACAGACCUGCUCCCCAGGAGUGGGUCUGGCUGAGGCUUCCCUGAUGAGACAGCAGGAGUGCCAAAGGCAGAAACACCAGGUGGCAUUGGAGGCGGCUCCUCUAAGUUCCCCUGCAGCAUCUCAGGCUCCUUCUGACACUGAGCAGGGACAGGUAUUAACCGAGACCAAGAAGGAAGAUGAUGAUUGUGAUGCCAGCCUCUCAGGCAGCUCAAAGACUCCUCAGUCUCCAGGAGAUGAAAGGAGGACGGCCACAGGUGAUGGGGGGAAGUGUGUGCUGGAACAUGCAGAACUUGAGGAACACAGUGUGAGGCUAGAAGAGGAGACUCAUUCUGAGCACUGUCAGCAGGAAAGUGCCUCAGCAACUCAGGAAAGCGAAGAAGUUCCACAUAAAACCCACCCAGUGGAGGAAGCCACAGAAUCUGUUCCUGGAGUUGGAGGUUGCAGGAUUGCCAGGGAAAGCACAGUGCUGGCAGGAACUGAUACAGGUGACCUGCAGGAGAGUGAGAAUUGGGGGGUUCCAAGUGGGAGAUCCUCGGAACACACUGAACAAGAAGAACAGAGAGAGAACCUCUGGAAUCAAGAAGGCCCAGAGAGGCAGGCGGAAAAGCACAAAGAGGAGAAGAGGGCUGAGAAAUCCACAGAAGAUAACCGAACAGAAAGGGAGGAGAAUGAGCAGCUUGAGCCUCAGUUGACUACCCAUACAGAGGGGAAACCAAAGGAAGACUUGGAGAAUGUCAGUCAGAGCAAAACCCUUUCUGGAGAUAAACAGUUCCAUGGAAAAGAGAGGCCCUAUAAAUGCUUGGUGUGUGGAAAGGUCUUCAGUUACAAAUCAUGGUUGAGAAGACAUGUCAGAAUCCACACAGGAAAGAAACCACAUACAUGCUUGGAAUGUGGAAAGAGCUUUAGUCAGAAAUGUAACCUUACUAUACAUCUAAGAUCCCACAGAGGAGAGAAGCCAUACAAAUGCUCUGAUUGUGACAAAAGCUUUAGGAGUUUACAAAGCCUUAUUAGUCAUAAAAGAAUUCACACAGGAGAGAGGCCAUACAAAUGCUCAUACUGUGAAAAAAGCUUUACUCAUCCACACAUUCUUAUUCAGCAUGAAAGAAUUCACACAGGAGAGAGGCCAUACAAAUGCUCACACUGUGACAAAAGCUUUAGGCAGCGAAUAAACUUAAUUAUGCAUGAAAGAAUUCACACAGGAGACAGACCAUAUAAAUGCCCACACUGUGAAAAAACCUUCACUCGUAAAAUUCAACUUACUAAGCAUGAAAAAACCCACACAGUGGAGGAAUCAUAUCAAUGCUCCCACUGUGGAGAAAGGUUCCCUAAUAAAUCAGAUCUUCUUCUACAUCAAAGGACUCACAAAGUGGAGAAACCAUAGACCUGCUUGGAAGAUGGGGAGAGUUUCCAUCACACAUCAACUCCUUGUGCAUGCCAGAGAAGCCACAGAAAGAGACAUUGUUCAAAUGCUCACAUUGUACUUUUAAAGUGUUGGAUUUAAUGCAGCCAGUUCUUUGUUUGAUUAAAAAUGGGGAGACAUUUGAUGAAUGAAGAUUUUCCUAUUGAUUUCACAUCUAGCAGAUGUCCUCUUCUGAGAGAUCUGGGCUUCCUCCCAAUGGAGAAGACUGGUUCACCCUCAGGUGGUGGUGAAGACGUUUCCAGUAACUAGCCAAUUCUCCAUCUGAUCAUAAACCAGAUUCUGCAAUGUGAACUUAUGACUGAGGAGGAAGAAAACUGUUGGUGAAAUCUCUCUCUCUCUCCAGCAUUUAGUGGAACAAGCAGCAGCUGCAUUUUAGAUGUUUUAGAUGGGAACAUGUUUGUUCUUGUUAUGAAUAAAGUUGAAUGUAUUUUUUUC